GUUACUGCUCCCCUGGUUGGGCUGUUGGUGUGUGUGUGUGUGUGUGUGUGUGUGUGUGUGCCUCUCUCGCUCUCUCUCCCUUCCUCCCUGACAUUCCAGCAGUGGUGGAGAGUGGAGACAGGAGGGAGCAGCAGGAGUCAGACCAGCGAAAGACUCUGAGAGAAAUUUAAAAAGAGUUUGAGAAAGUUUUUCCUCUUUGUCCUGUUCCGUCUCCCUUUUCUUUCCUGUCUCUGUUCUGCGCACCGCUGGUUUUCAGCUCCAUUGCUUCACAAUUUCUAAACCUUUAAUCGCAGCAGAAGCAUCCUCCCAUUCGCCCUGUUCCUCUGUGUGCAUUUCGGGACCCGAACCCCCAGGAUUACACUGACCCAGUGGAGAGAAGAACAUCGUUUUAAAAACAAGGGGCUGUGAAGGCCCUGGCACUUUCACCAUGGCAACCCUCCUGCAGCCCAAUGUGAACAGCCUCCAGACCCCAGCCUCCCUUCUGGCAGGCGAGAACAGAUCGGUGCCCCCGUCGCCCUCCUGCUCGCCCGCCCGAAAUGACUGCGGCAUCGCGCCCCUCACCCCGUCCCCCUCCCCGAGGACAGUGGUCAGGCCUCAGGCAGCCCGCCCCUUCUCCGUGGUGGUGGCCAUUGAUUUCGGCACCACCUCCAGCGGCUACGCCUUCAGCUUCACCCAGGACCCCGAGGCCAUCCACAUGAUGAGGCGCUGGGAGGGCGGGGACCCCGGCGUGGCCAAUCAGAAGAGCCCCACCUGCCUGCUGCUCACGCCUGAGCUGCGGUUCCACAGUUUCGGGUUCGCGGCGCGGGACAGCUACCACGACCUGGACCCGGAGGAGGCCCGGCACUGGCUCUACUUCGACAAGUUCAAGAUGAAGAUCCACAGCACCAGCGACCUCACCAUGGAAACGGAGCUGGAGGCCGUCAGCGGCCGCAGGGUCAGAGCGAUCGAGGUGUUCGUUCACGCGCUGAGGUUUUUCCGCGAGCACGCCCUCAAGGAGGUGAAGGACCAGUCGUCCUCGGUACUGGAGGGGGGUGCGGUGCGGUGGGUGAUCACAGUGCCAGCUGUGUGGAGACAACCUGCCAAGCAGUUCAUGAGAGAGGCAGCUUACCUGGCGGGGCUAGUCUCAACCGAUGCCCCGGAGCAGCUGCUCAUUGCCCUCGAACCCGAGGCCGCCUCCAUCUACUGCAGGAAGCUCCGCCUCCACCAGGUGGUCGACCUGAGCACGCGACCAAUGGCUAACGGCAUAGAGACGGACGGGCCCCGCCUCUUCGACUCCGGCUUCAGGCAGGCCAGAGAGCAGCUCCGCAGGGCCAGGCACAGCAGGACGUUCCUGGUGGAGAGCGGGACGGGGGAGCUGUGGUCCGAGAUGCAGACUGGCGACAGGUACAUCGUGGCAGACUGCGGGGGCGGGACCGUGGACCUGACUGUGCAUCAGAUCGAGCAGCCGCAGGGCACCCUGAAGGAGCUCUACAAGGCUUCAGGUGGGCCGUACGGCGCCGUAGGGGUGGACCUGGCCUUCGAGGCCAUGCUGUGCCAGAUCUUCGGGGCGGACUUCAUCGAGAGCUUCAAGGCCAAGCGCCCGGCGGCCUGGGUGGACCUGACCAUCGCCUUCGAGGCCCGCAAGCGCACCGCCUCCCCCUCGAGCGCCAACCCGCUCAACAUCUCCCUGCCCUUCUCCUUCAUCGACUUCUACAAGAGACACCGCGGACAGAGCGUGGAGACCGCCCUGCGCAAGAGCAAUAUGAACAUAGUGAAGUGGUCGUCUCAGGGGAUGCUGCGGCUCACUCCAGAGGCCAUGAGGGAGCUCUUCCAGCCGACCAUCAACAACAUCGUCAAACACAUCGAGGACCUGAUGAGGAAACAGGAAGUGCAGGGCGUGCGUUUCCUGUUCCUGGUGGGCGGGUUCGCCGAGUCGCCCAUGCUGCAGCAGGCGGUGCACGCGGCGCUGGGGCGGAGCUGCCGCAUCAUCAUCCCGCAGGACGUGGGGCUGACCAUCCUGAAGGGGGCGGUGCUGUUCGGCCUGGACCCCACCGUGGUGCGGGUGCGCCGCUGCCCGCUCACCUACGGCGUGGGGGUGCUCAACCGCUUCGUGGAGGGGCGCCACCAGCGCGACAAGCUCCUGGUGAAGGAGGGCCGGGAGUGGUGCACGGACAUCCUGGACCGCUUCGUGGCCGUCGACCAAUCGGUGGCCCUGGGGGAGCUGGUGAGGCGGAGCUACACGCCGGCCCGCCCGGGCCAGCGCAAGAUCAUCAUCAACAUCUACUGCAGCGCCACCGACGACGUGGUGUACAUCACCGACCCCGGCGUGCGCAAGUGCGGCACCAUCACCCUGGACCUGCCCGAGCCGGCCCCCGGGGAGGCCCCCGCCCGCCGCCGCGAGAUCCGCACCACCAUGCAGUUCGGCGACACCGAGAUCAAGGUCACCGCCGUGGACGUGCCCACCAACCGCACCGUCCGAGCCGCCAUCGACUUCCUGUCCAACUGACCGGGCUUCCUGCCGGACGCCCGGGAGGAAGAGGAAGCACCUGCUCGGCCGCGGAACUCCUCGCUUCGGUCAGGACAGACAGACAGACGGACGGACGGACUACGGGUGGGGUGGUUGGUGACCCAAGUAUUAUUAAAGAUUAUUUUUCUUUUAGAAAUAUGAAGAGACACUUCACAUCACUGAUACUCUGAGUUGCUGCACAAAACCUUAGCCUAAACCAGGCUGAAUCUCUUUCCAUGGGACAUUUAACCCAAAUCACUUCAUUUUUUUUCCUCAUCCUGUAGUUCUUUAAUAUUAGAGGCACAACCAGACCAAACAGUAUAUGCCAUCAUUUGCCAAAAAAAUGGAGUGAUCGUAGCCUUUUGUGACAAUUGGACCAUUUCACCUCAUUCAACUCUACUUUUGCAAAGUACUGUGGGACAGUAAUGGGACUGCCAUCUAGUGGCCAGUAGACCACAUGGCCAGCUAAAAAGCUAAUUUCACAGGAAGAGUUUUAGUAACUGGUCUGCUCACAUAACUGUACCCCAUUUUAUAAAUUAUUACAGAAUAAUCUUGUGUAUUAUGAUAUAUUGAGUGGUAAGACUGUGACCAGCAGGAUAUCCCAUAAUAGUUCCCUUUGCCACUAUUGGGUUACCGUUAUUGUUUUGUUUCCACUGUAGACACAGCCUUAUUGCACCAGAUCGUGUUAAUGACUGUAUGGAACCACUACAGGCCAGUGGCAAGAGACUUCUAAUGGGAAGAAGCACAGCCCCGUUUAUGACUGGAAUACCAAAGCUUCAGAUAUACGGACCUGUUGUUUAGAUACCCUGUUCUGUGGCUACAGGAAGACCAGAUCACAGAAGACUCCAUUCAUUUACCAACAAAUAUUACAUUUAUGCUUUCAUGUGUACACCUUUGUUUAAAUCCCAUAUAUAUAAAAAUUGUAAUGACUGGUG
This is a messenger RNA of Anguilla rostrata (American eel), 3420 nucleotides long. RefSeq names its product heat shock protein 12B (gene hspa12b). The coding region runs from base 428 to 2485 and encodes 685 amino acids. The record is from RefSeq and is a predicted model, not a curated record. The transcript has 13 exons. Lineage: Eukaryota; Metazoa; Chordata; Actinopteri; Anguilliformes; Anguillidae.